AUGCCCUGGGCCCGACUGAUGCGGCUGCUAGUCCGGAAGGAAGCUACACCCCUCAAUGGUCUCAACCCGUUAUUUGCUCUGCGAAACUUGUGGGAACCCUGGGCCCUCGACCAGAAAGACAAGAAAAGCCACCACAUAAUCGACCUUCUUCAAACCUUCGACGACUCAGAAUGUGCAGAUCCGAAGGAUCGAGUGUACGCCUUAUGUGGGCUUGCGGACGAUGUGGUGAUACUGAGAGAUGGUCAACAGAUCGAGCCAGGGGCACAAGUCCAGCAGAAGAUCACCAUAUAG
Molecule: messenger RNA, 291 nt
Organism: Anthostomella pinea
Lineage: Eukaryota; Fungi; Ascomycota; Sordariomycetes; Xylariales; Xylariaceae
Source: the annotation of a GenBank genome assembly